AUGUGUUCUUCCAAAGCGGUUAGCAUCUCGUCUCCCUUACCAAAGGACAGGGCGAUCUUUGUCAGCUCCUGCAAUGGCUCACCAGACUUUGCGAAACUCUUUUUCUGCGCGGUGUUUCCGUUGGAGUUGUACAUGCAGUUGACAGUAGCUACCAAUUCCUCAACACCAAAGGACUCCCAUUCAACAACGGUGGCACCAGCGGCCUUGAGCUUCUCGGCCGCAACUUUGAGUCCUCUGAGAAUUGGCGGAGUAGGUUUCACCACACCGUCGUCGUACAUGAUUGCAACCUUCAGAUCUUUGGUAGCAGGAGCGGCAACCGUUCUCCAAGGCAAAGGAAUGAUGGUUGGGUCGUUUUCCCAAGGCUUGGAAUCGGCUUGGACCUUCAUAAACAAGUCAAGGUCCUGUGCACACCGUGCCAAAGGUCCCAAAACUGCAACAACGGCCUCAGGAGCACCCAAAGUGUUGGUAGUGAGGUCCAGCUCGGUGACUCUCUUCUGUGUAGGUCUCAAGCCCCAACAUCCACAGAAGGCAGCAGGAGCACGAAUGGAACCACCAAUAUCCGAUCCAACACCCAUCGCAGACCCCUUCAAAGUGACAAUAGCGCCUUCACCAGAACUCGAUCCACCAGUGGUCAAGGCAGUGUUGGCUGGAUUUUUGCACAGCCCGGUGAUGUUGUUGUUGGAGCACAGAUGCAUCAAGCUCUGUGGUUCCGUGGUACGCACAUAG
Ogataea philodendri is the source of this 726-nucleotide messenger RNA. RefSeq lists its product as uncharacterized. The transcript has a single exon. The record is from RefSeq and is a predicted model, not a curated record. NCBI's taxonomy places the organism in Eukaryota, Fungi, Ascomycota, Pichiomycetes, Pichiales, Pichiaceae. The coding region runs from base 1 to 726 and encodes 241 amino acids.